AUAUACAUUUUUUUUCUGGAGGGGAGGGUGGGGAAUAUUCAGAUAACAGAAUAUAACAAGUUUCAGGUGUAGACACGAUUUUGGCACGACGCCAAUACGAUUCAAUGCCAAAAUGUGGUGUGGAUGAAAGGCGGUACGGGCGACACCAUCAAAAACUCCUACUGUGCACAGUGAGCCACCAGGAUCAGCCGGAUCAUACCUCGGACAAGCCUAUUGCACCUGUCAACACACUCACACACAGGCACACACACCCAUCGUCAUGGAAUAGCACAACCAGCUGCAGCUUACUUUUGGGUCAACUAUGAGGAGGAUUUUACGGCUUGUGGUGUGUGCACUCGCGGGUCUCUUCGCUGCCUGUAUCCUCGUUUCUUGGCGAAAUGCUUGUGGACUAUUGACGAGGAGAGUCAUGGCAGUGGAUAACCUACAUCACCCCAUCCUAUCCGCCGCUCGUCUUACCGCAGACGGGCUUGUUUUGCAGUAGAACUUCCCUCCUGCAAAUUGCACACUUCCCCUCGAUCCCCCGAUGACUUUACUUCUCCAGACGAAAUGAAGUUGUUGAGUAUGAACUGAGGAUUGAACUGGCGUGCUUUUAAAGCAAAAGUGGCGUACGGAGUCAAUCAUGCCUGUUAGGAAAAAAGACACGUCCCGGGCGUUGGGGCUUCUGGAGGAGUACUGCUCCCGGCUACGGAAGCCAGAGGAGGACGCUCUCCGGACGGCCAUCCAGCGAGUGAUGCUGAUCUUCAAAAGCAACCUCUUCGAGGCUCUUCUCGAUAUCCAGGAGUUCUAUGAGUUGACGCUCCUCAACACCCACAAGAGCUGUGAGCAGAAGCUGGAGGAGGUCACCCACAUGGCCGACCGGUGGGAGAAGGCCGUCACGCCGCCGGACCCAGAGGUCACCCCGACGCCCUGCCCCUCCGUCCAGAAGGAAGAGCAGAGUGAGCAGAGAUGCGUUGAUCCCAUUGUGACGGAGCAGAGUGAGAGCAGUGCCAAGAAGUCUGAGAACAGGCCACAGGCGGUGCAGGGCUCCCCACCGAAUGGACAGCCCCCGCCCUGCAUGAACCCUGCCCUGAUGAGUGCUCCCUGGUACCACUACCAGGACGAAGACUCGCCGGCCCUGGACCAGGGGGGGUUCCCGCGGCUCACAGGCGAGGCCCGCGCCCCUGAGCUGGUGCACGUGUCGGAGAAGAACCUGUCGGAGAUCGAGAACGUGCACGGCUACGUGUCCCACUCACACAUCUCACCACUCAAGCCUGCACUGGUUACCCGUUUUGAUCUUGCAUACCCGGGUGUGACCACGGCAAACUACAUGGCAAGCCCAGCCCCAAUUGUAGUCAACACGGACACCCUGGAGUCGGUACCAUAUCUCAAUGGGACAGAGGUUGAAUAUGAGUUUGAGGAGAUCACGCUGGAGCGGGGCAACUCGGGCCUUGGCUUCAGCAUCGCCGGCGGGACGGACAACCCACACAUCGGAGAUGACCCGGGCAUCUUCAUCACCAAGAUCAUCCCAGGGGGGGCGGCCUCGGAGGACGGGCGCCUGCGGGUGAACGACUGCAUCCUGCGGGUGAACGACUCGGACGUGUGGGAGGUGUCCCACAGUAAGGCCGUGGAGGCCCUGAAGGUGGCGGGCUCCAUCGUGCGGCUGUACGUGCGGCGCCGUCGGCCCAUGCUGGAGACCGUCCUGGAGAUCAAGCUCAUCAAGGGACCCAAAGGGCUGGGGUUCAGCAUAGCGGGCGGGGUCGGAAACCAGCACAUCCCCGGAGACAACAGCAUCUACGUCACCAAGAUCAUCGACGGGGGAGCGGCCCAGAAGGACACCCGGCUACAAGUGGGAGACCGGCUGCUCAUGGUAAACAACUACACCCUGGAGGAGGUGUCCCACGAGGAGGCGGUGGCCAUACUGAAGAACACCUCGGACGUGGUCUACCUGAAGGUCGGCAAGCCCACCAACGUGUACCUGUCGGACCCCUAUGGGCCUCCGGACAUAACGCACUCAUUCUCUCCCACCAUGGAAAACCAUAUCUCUUCCCCGGGAAACAUCGGCGCCCUGGAGUAUAAGUCGGGGCUCCCGCCCAUCUCCCCCGGGAGUUACUCCCCCAUCCCCAAGCACCUGCUGGGCGACGAGGACGUGAACAGAAACCCAUCGCUAGACGACAGCGACGGUCACAGGUUUGAGUCCCAGCAUUUCCAGCUUAGGCCUCCCGAGCCCGUUUACAGCACUGUGAACAAACUGUGUGACAAACUGCCCUCUCCCCGACACUACUCUCCCCUGGAGGACGACAAGAGCCUCCUCCACUCCGUCCCCUUCCCCACCUAUCACUUAGGCCUGUUCCCCGACACGGACGUCACCAGGGAGCCGCGCAAGAUGGUGCUCCACAAGGGCUCCACCGGCCUGGGCUUCAACAUCGUGGGCGGUGAGGACGGCGAGGGCAUCUUCGUGUCCUUCAUCCUGGCCGGGGGGCCGGCCGACCUCAGCGGGGAGCUGAGGAGGGGAGACCAGAUCCUCUCGGUGAACGGCAUUGACCUGCGAGGGGCCACCCACGAGCAGGCUGCCGCCGCACUGAAGGGAGCGGGCCAGAUGGUCACCAUUGUGGCCCAGUACCGGCCUGAAGAACUUGCCCUAUGCUCACCAUGCCGGGGCCCUUCUCCAGCACCAGAGUACGGACGUUUUGAGGCCAAGAUCCACGACCUCCGGGAGCAGAUGAUGAACCACAGCAUGAGUUCUGGGUCAGGGUCGCUACGAACCAAUCAGAAGAGGUCCCUCUAUGUCAGGGCCCUGUUCGACUAUGAGAAGGCCAAGGACAGCGGGCUGCCCAGCCAGGGUCUGAGCUUCCGCUACGGAGACAUCCUGCACGUCAUCAACGCCUCUGAUGAUGAGUGGUGGCAGGCCCGCCGCGUGACGCCGCACGGGGACAGCGACGAGAUGGGCGUCAUCCCCAGCAAGAGACGGGUGGAGCGGAAGGAGCGAGCGCGUCUGAAGACGGUGAAGUUCAACGCCAAGCCGGGCUCCAUCGACUCCAAAGGGUCAUUCAAUGACAAACGUAAAAAGAAUUACAUCUUCACACGAAAGUUUCCAUUCUACAAGAACAAAGACGGCGACCAAGAAGGCAGUGAUUCUGACCGAAGCCAGGAAGAGAUAAUCCUCUCGUAUGAGCCGGUGAUGAGACAAGAAAUUAAUUACGCCAGACCUGUCAUAAUCCUGGGACCCAUGAAGGACCGGAUCAACGACGACCUCAUCUCGGAGUUCCCUGAAAAGUUUGGCUCAUGCGUACCACACACCACUCGACCAAAGAGGGACUACGAGGUGGACAGCCGCGACUACCACUUCGUCCAGUCCCGGGAGCAGAUGGAGAAGGACAUCCAAGAGCACAAGUUCAUCGAGGCGGGCCAGUACAACGACAACCUGUACGGCACCAGCGUCCAGUCGGUCAAAUACGUGGCGGAGAGGGGCAAACACUGUAUACUGGAUGUGUCCGGGAACGCCAUCAAGCGAUUACAAGUAGCACAACUUUACCCUAUCGCCAUAUUCAUCAAACCCAAGUCGGUGGAUUCAUUAAUGGACAUGAACAAGAGGCUGACUGAGGAACAGGCCAGGAAGACGUUUGAUAGAGCUCAGAAGCUAGAGCAAGAGUUUGGGGAAUUCUUCACAGCGCUGGUCCAAGGGGACACCCUAGAGGACAUAUACAACCACUGCAAGCAGGUCAUAGAGGAGCAUUCUGGACCCUACAUCUGGAUCCCCUCCAAGGAAAGACUAUAACUCCCCAGCUUCGCAGGGGCUCUGGACUGCUAGAAACUAGUGAUCAUUUGUAACAUACAAUAACUCUAUGGCGAUGAAUAGUCUUCUGAUAUAAUUAUUAUGAUUACCGGUAUUAUUAUUAUUAUUACUGUGAAUAUUUCUUUUUUUUUUCAAUUUGUUCAUUAUUUUUUUCGGGUUUUAUUUAUUUGUUUAUUUUUUUCACUCUCAACAUGAUUGUUCCUGAAUGUAUACCACAAAGUGUUAGACAACGUUUAGCUUCGAAUACAUCAACCGUUUGUAUAUUUUGUUCAUUCUUAUUUUUGCCAAAAAAAAUGAAAGAAAGAAAACAACAUGCAGCGGCAAGCGACAAAAUAAACGUGGGGUUGAUUUGU
Gadus chalcogrammus (walleye pollock) is the source of this 4125-nucleotide messenger RNA. RefSeq names its product discs, large homolog 2 (Drosophila) (gene dlg2). Gene Ontology annotation, biological process: chemical synaptic transmission. The transcript has 29 exons. Lineage: Eukaryota; Metazoa; Chordata; Actinopteri; Gadiformes; Gadidae. Gene Ontology annotation, molecular function: protein binding. Bases 620 to 3754 code for a protein of 1044 amino acids. Gene Ontology annotation, cellular component: neuromuscular junction; neuron projection; postsynaptic density membrane. The record is from RefSeq and is a predicted model, not a curated record.